UCGAGAGGAAUGCAGACCCUGAGGUUAAUCUGUUGUUCUAUCUGAGAAAAGUCAUCCGACUCACGGGGACAAAGUACGGCUGUGGAGGAGGUGGCUGUGGGGCCUGCACAGUGAUGGUCUCAAGAUAUGACCCCGUCUCCAAAAAGAUCAGUCAUUUCUCCAUCGCUGCCUGCCUGGUUCCCAUCUGCUCUCUUCAUGGGGCUGCUGUCACCACUGUUGAAGGCAUAGGAAGCACCAAGACCAGGAUUCACCCCGUCCAGGAAAGGAUUGCCAAAGGCCAUGGUACCCAGUGUGGGUUCUGCACUCCAGGCAUGGUGAUGAGCAUCUACGCUCUCCUGAGGGAUCAUCCAGAACCCUCCACAGAACAGUUAAUGGAAACCUUGGGGGGUAAUUUAUGCCGCUGCACUGGAUACAGACCCAUUGUGGAGAGCAUGAAAAGUCUCAGCCCCAGUUCAUCUUGCUGCCGGAUGAAUGGGAACGGGAAAUGUUGCUUGGAUGAAGAAGAAAAUGAGCCGGCGAAGAAAACCAGUAUUUACCCCAAAUUGUAUGAAAAAGAAGAAUUUCAGCCUUUGGAUCCAACUCAGGAGCUGAUAUUCCCACCUGAGCUAAUGAGGAUGGCAGAGGAUCCCCAAAAGAGAGCUCUGACUUUUUGUGGGGAGAGGACUACCUGGAUUGCCCCGGGAACCUUAAAAGACCUCCUGGACCUGAAAAUGAAGUACCCCAGCGCUCCACUCAUGAUGGGCAACACCUCUCUCGGGCUUGAUAUGAAGUUCAAAGAAGUUUCCUACCCAAUUAUCAUCUCUCCUGCCAGGGUCUUGGAAUUACACAUCGUGACCAAUACAAAGGAAGGGCUGACACUGGGCGCUGGCCUCAGCCUGACCCAGGUAAAGGACGUCUUGGCAGAUGUGGUCUCCAGGCUCCCUGAGGAGAGGACACAGAUGUACCGUGCUCUCCUGAAGCAUCUGAAGACCCUGGCUGGGCAGCAGAUCAGGAACAUGGCUUCCUUAGGUGGUCAUAUUAUCAGCAGACUGCCGACCUCUGACCUCAACCCUAUUUUGGGUGUAGGCAACUGCAUCCUCAAUGUUGCGUCAACAGAAGGAGCCCAGCAAAUCCCUCUGGAUGAUCGCUUUCUUGCCGGACUACCAGAUGCGAGCCUGAAGCCAGACCAAGUGCUCAUCUCUGUUUUCAUGCCCCUCUCUGGGAAGGUAUGA
Molecule: messenger RNA, 1211 nt
Organism: Peromyscus maniculatus bairdii (prairie deer mouse)
Lineage: Eukaryota; Metazoa; Chordata; Mammalia; Rodentia; Cricetidae
Source: RefSeq, a predicted model, not a curated record